Molecule: messenger RNA, 4924 nt
Organism: Melanotaenia boesemani (Boeseman's rainbowfish)
Lineage: Eukaryota; Metazoa; Chordata; Actinopteri; Atheriniformes; Melanotaeniidae
Product: E3 ubiquitin-protein ligase RNF19A-like
Exons: 10
Coding region: 494-3142 (882 amino acids)
Biological process (GO): positive regulation of proteasomal ubiquitin-dependent protein catabolic process; protein polyubiquitination; ubiquitin-dependent protein catabolic process
Cellular component (GO): ubiquitin ligase complex; cytoplasm
Molecular function (GO): ubiquitin conjugating enzyme binding; zinc ion binding; ubiquitin protein ligase activity
Source: RefSeq, a predicted model, not a curated record
GCAAGCUCUGUAGGAGCUGUUGCCAGUUCGAAACGGAGCGGAUAGGUGGGACCAGAGACAGAGGAAAAUAAGUGGCAGUUCCAGUUUGGAAGUAUUUCGUGGCCCUGUGGCGAGACCAGCGUUCCGGUAGUUAAAACGUUUUAAAAGGGUCAAACGUUUGUUGAUUGUCAUUGUCUCCGGAACAAGUGUCACUUGCAACAGACGGUUCUGUUGCAUCGUUUUCACGGCAGGUGACCCCCACCCCUUCGCCAAAAUCCGUCUAUUAGAUGUGACGGCGAGGUUGAUCAGGAGAAGCCAUCAUGUCUUAAAUACAGACGGGCCCUCUGGAGCCCUGUCCCCCUACCCCAGCCCCCCUUCCCCUGCCCCCUCCUUCAUCCACCACCUGACCCCCUCUCCAAGCCCCAUCCAACUCCCAGACCUAUCUGCACAUGUGAGAGACCGGCUUCCCAACCCUGGCUCCCCAGUGGCACACCCCUCACCUCCCUCCGGAGAGAUGAGCUUGAAGAAGCACCAGCAGCUGGGUCAUGGGAGCGGUGGAGUGAUGGGUUCUGACCGGGACCUGCAGUCCACCGCCUCAUCCAUCUCCCUGCCCUCUGUGAAGAAGGCCCCCAAGAAAAGACGCCUCUCCCUGGCCUCUCUUUUCAGAAGACGGGGACGGGAGUCCAAAUCAGGGCGUCAAAGGUCCCGAGAACUCCAGCAUCCAGGACCCGGAGGGCUAACAGGAGUGGAUGGUAUCGCCAGCAUCGAGAGCAUCCACUCUGAGAUGUGUAAUGACAAGAACUCUAGCUUCUUCUCUGUGGCUGGGACCGGAGCUGCCUCUGUCGCUGCUGCCUCCACCUCUUCUGCCUCAGGGCCUUCUUCCUCUACCUCCUCCUCCUCCAAGGCAGGGGCUGGAGUGGGGUCAGAGCUACUGGAGUGCCCACUGUGCCUUCUGCGUCACUCCAGGGAGAGCUUCCCUGACAUCAUGACCUGUCACCACCGCUCCUGCAUCGAUUGCCUGCGCCAGUAUCUUCGUAUUGAGAUCUCAGAGUCACGUGUCAACAUUAGCUGCCCAGAGUGCUCGGAGCGCUUCAACCCGCACGAUAUCUGCAUGAUCCUGGGGGAUCGUGUGCUCAUGGAGAAAUAUGAGGAGUUCAUGCUGAGGAGGUGGCUGGUUGCUGACCCUGACUGCCGCUGGUGCCCCGCGCCAGACUGUGGAUAUGCAGUAAUAGCCUUUGGGUGUGCCAGCUGUCCAAAGAUCACGUGUGGCAGAGAGGGCUGUGGUACUGAGUUCUGUUACCACUGUAAGCAGCUGUGGCAUCCCAACCAGACCUGUGAUGCAGCACGUCAGCAGAGAGCCCAGAGCCUCCGCUUGAGAACCGUGCGUUCGUCCUCCCUCAGCUACAGUCAGGAGAGUGGAGCUGCAGCUGAUGACAUCAAACCAUGUCCCCGCUGUGCCGCUUACAUCAUCAAGAUGAAUGAUGGCAGCUGUAAUCACAUGACCUGCGCGGUCUGUGGCUGUGAGUUCUGUUGGCUCUGCAUGAAGGAGAUUUCAGACUUGCACUACUUGAGUCCAUCAGGCUGUACUUUCUGGGGGAAGAAGCCGUGGAGCAGGAAGAAGAAGAUUCUUUGGCAACUGGGAACACUUGUUGGUGCACCUGUUGGCAUCGCACUCAUUGCUGGCAUUGCGAUCCCUGCUAUGAUUAUCGGCAUCCCUGUAUACGUAGGAAGGAAGAUCCACAACCGUUAUGAAGGCAAAGAUAUUUCCAACCACAAGAAGAACCUGGUGAUUGCUGGGGGAGUGACCCUCUCGGUCAUCGUGUCCCCGGUGGUGGCUGCAGUCACUGUUGGCAUCGGCGUUCCCAUCAUGCUUGCGUACGUCUACGGGGUGGUGCCCAUCUCUCUGUGCCGUAGUGGAGGUUGUGGUGUUUCAGCUGGGAAUGGAAAAGGCGUUCGCAUCGAGUUUGAUGACGAGAAUGACAUGAACGUCGGCAGUGGGGCAGCUGCUACGGAUACGACAUCAGUGGCAGACACCAGGAAUAAUCCCAGUAUAGGUGAGGGCAGUGUUGGGGGGAUGACUGGCAGCCUUAGUGCCAGCGGCAGCCACAUGGACCGUCUGGGAGCCACCAGGGACAACCUGAGUGAGACGGCCUCUACUAUGGCCCUGGCUGGAGCUAGCAUCACCGGCAGCCUCUCUGGCAGUGUCAUGGUCAACUACCUGAACAGGCUGGAGGUGCAGGCUGAUGUACAGAAGGAGCGCUGCAGUCUCAGUGGGGAGUCUGGUACGGUCAGCCUGGGAACAAUCAGUGACAACGCUAGCACCAAAGCAAUGGCUGGAUCCAUUCUCAAUGCCUACAUGCCUCUUGACAGAGAUGGAAACAGUAUGGAAGUCCAGGUCGACAUUGAGUCCAAACCCAGCAAACGGCGGCAUGACAGCGGAAGCAGCAGUGUAGACGAUGGCAGCCAUGCCGGCCGCUGUGGCUGGGCAUGUCCCUCCAACGGCUUCACGUCCUCAGAGGGCAAAGGAACCUCCACUAAGUGGGCCAAAGAGGCCUCGUGCUCCUCCUCCUCCAGCUCAGGGGGCAAAAAGAGUAAAGGCAAGCUGCGUAAGAAAGGAGGCGGAAGUACCAAGAUCAACGAGACCCGGGAGGACAUGGAUGCUCAGCUCCUAGAACAGCGCAGCACCAACUCCUCUGAGUUUGACUCUCCUUCGCUGAGCGGCAGCCUGCCAUCUGUGGCCGACUCCCAUUCCAGCCAUUUCUCCGAGUUCAGCUGCUCCGAUCUGGAAAGCAUGAAGACGUCCUGCAGCCAUGGCUCUAACGGAGGCGACUACCACAUGCGCUUCGCCACCGUCAGCCCCCUCCCCGAGGUGGAGAACGACCGGCUGGAGACGUGCCCCUCACCUUCAUCAUCCUCCUCCCAGGGGCAAGGAGCCGCCACCACUCCCCACUCUCCCACCUCCACCGCCUCCUCGCUGGGUAACGGCACAGAGCUGUCGCCGCUCUGCUUCAUCACAGAGGAGAACCUGCCGUGUCCAUCUGAGCUGGACUCUGACAGCAACACCAGAGAACUCCUGAAAGAAACCAACAACAACCACCAACCACACGCCCCACCGCAAACCCAGCAGCAGUCCAAGAACUCCUGUAUACAGACUGAUAUUUAAAAUGUCAAUACCUUAAGUGCUGCACAGACAUCUUAUGUAACAUCCUUUCCUCUAAACUAACAGUUCCUGCUUUCAGUUUAUCUGCAUUUUUUUGGUUAUUCUCUGGUAAAGCGUAGAGUAAAACAGCUCUCUGUCCACUGACUGAGGGGGUUUUUGGAAAUACUAAAAGGUUUCUAAAUCACAGCCAUGAGAGAAACGUUAAGAUCGUUCAUUCUUUUUUUCUGUGUGUGUGUGUGUGUGUGUGUGACCCGCAGACUGCUGACAGUGACUCAUCACUUUAACCAGGACGCAGCCCACUGAUUCGCCACCCGCUGCAUAUUGAUCUCUGUAGGUUGAAAUAAAACCACUGUGCCAGUUGUGCUAGUGUUUGAUUAUUUGCUUUAUGAUAUGGAUGCAACUCCAUGCAGGAAUCUUUAAUCUCAAACAGGGACCAGGCAGUAUGAUUCACCAUUUCCUCAAACUAACAGGGAACCUUUGUGUUCUAGUUUGUAUUUAUUCUGUUUUUAUUUUUCUCCUGGAUGUAAAAGUUUGAGGGCUGGGCUGAAUAUCCUGAAUUAUGUUAGCACUAAAACUGACCCAUAACAAAAGAUCUUCAGAUGGAUGCACAUGUAGCUGUAGCCCCGCUGUGGGAGAUGGUGCUUGACAGCUUCUUUUUUAGCAGCCCGGCUUGACACCUGUAGCUUAAAACUCUCAAGCGUGUCUUUUUUAGUGCUAAGAUGACUGAAAGCCUGGGUGUAAUUUGUAAAAUGAUAUUUGGGGCAGGGGGGUUGUUGACAGUUGUUUAUGAGAAACGGUCUCUGGAAGGCCUUUGUUGUCCAGAUGAUGCUGAAAGUCAUUGUUAUAAUGUUAAGUGGGUCAAUUCUGUGAAAUUGUAAAGAGAAGUCGUCCUGUUCUGUGAUUUAUUCAGGAUGGCUUCGCCUCGCUGAGUAAAAGAGAGCUUUGUUAACUCAUGGUGCCUUCAAGAAGAUGUUUGUUUUGUUUGUCACUCUCCACUGUGUCUUCUAAAUCCUAAACAAGAACUCAUAGAUGGCAGAAUGUUAGUCUUUGUUGAAGGGAUGCUUCUUCACACGUAGAACAUACUGUGGUACAUCUGGUAAAUGAAGACUUUUUCAAUUGCCUUCCAAAGACAGCUAUCAGGCUUUUGUUAAAUCUUAUCUCUUUCACCUGUUGGCUGUAGACACGGCAUCGUGCAUCCUUUUUUUACACCGCAGGGUUGAAUGAAGUCCAGACGCAGGCUCACCCAGACUGCUGUUUCUGCACAUGCUUCACAAAAUGCAAAUAACCGAGGCUGCACAGCGGCUCGAGGCACCUGCACUGUUACCUGUAUUCUUUUCAUAUUGCAUUGAUGUACAAUGCACAAUGGUUACUAGGGUUUGUUGGGGUUUUACCUCCCGUCUGACGCGUCUUGUGGUUCUUGUUUCUGUUGCCAACGGUGCUGCUGAGCAGACUUGAACUCAUUUUCUUCUUAAUUUCAGUGUUUGCUGAAGGUGAACCUCUACCAGCAAUGUUUUCUUUUUUUGUUACUCAAUGAACACUUAGUUUGGUUCUGUGGAUACGGCCUCAUGCUGCAGUUCUCCCAGCAUUACAGCAACACAUUUUGUUCUUUUUAGUUCUGCUUCUCUUCAACUAAAUUCCAGUUUCUUGGUUCUGAUUUAAACACUAGUGCCAGAUAUGAUCUGUAUUUUGUGCAGACUAGCAUAUGUUAUUUGUAUAUUUGUUUGGUAAUUUGCUUUACUAUAUGUGUGUAAAUGCAUAUCAAAAAAAUAAAAAAAUAUGUAUGAA